Molecule: messenger RNA, 1250 nt
Organism: Drosophila subpulchrella
Lineage: Eukaryota; Metazoa; Arthropoda; Insecta; Diptera; Drosophilidae
Gene: Amacr
Product: alpha-methylacyl-CoA racemase
Exons: 2
Coding region: 65-1186 (373 amino acids)
Biological process (GO): bile acid metabolic process
Cellular component (GO): mitochondrion
Molecular function (GO): alpha-methylacyl-CoA racemase activity
Source: RefSeq, a predicted model, not a curated record
UUGCAAUGGCGUUCAAAGUGCAAUUACUUUACUUAUUAAUUUUGGGCUAAAAACACCUCGAAAAAUGCCGCUGAAAGGCAUUAAGGUGUUGGAAUUCGUAGGCCUAGCUCCGGGACCAUUAUGUGGCAAGAUCCUAAGAGAUUUUGGGGCCACCGUCACCCGAAUUGAUAAGGUUCUCGAAAACCCAUUGGACGUACUGCAGCACGGAAAACGCACUAUAAGUGUGGAUCUGAAGAAUGCAAAGGGUCAGCAGUUGGUGCGCCAGUUGGCCAACAAGUACGAUGUGCUUAUUGAACCUUUUCGACCGGGUGUUAUGGAGAAACUUAACUUGGGUCCCACGGAACUGUGUAAAGCGAAUCCCCGCCUGAUUUACGCCCGUCUCACAGGCUUUGGACAGCACGGAAGAUUGGCUCCACGGGCGGGUCAUGACAUCAAUUAUGCUGCAAUAUCGGGAGUACUUUCCAUGCUGGGCAGGCGGCAUGAGAAGGUCACUGCACCCAUAAAUCUUCUAGCCGAUUUCGCUGGUGGCAGCGUGAUGUGCGCCUUGGGAAUUUGUCUUGCCCUCUUGGAGCGCCAUAACUCCGGAAGAGGUCAAGUGGUGGAUGCUUCAAUGGUGGAGGGAGCUGCCUAUGUGGCCAGUUGGCUAUUUAUGUCCCGAAAUCUUGGCAUUUGGGGGCGAGAGCGCGGUGAGAACCUCAUCGAUGGGGGCUCAUAUUUCUACGAUACCUAUGAGACCAAAGACGGUCUAUAUAUGUCAGUGGGCGCCCUGGAACCGCAGUUCUUUGAACUACUUAAACAGCGUUUGCAACUGCCCGAAGACCUCGCCCAGUUUGGCGACGAACAUCAAGAUCGGGGAAGGAAACUGCUAACGGAAGCCUUUCUAUCCAAAACCCAAGCGGAAUGGUCGCAGAUAUUCGAGGAUAUAGAUGCCUGUGUCUAUCCCGUGCUGGAUUACCGAGAGGUUCACAAACACCAUCACAAUAAGGAGAGGAACUCGUUUGAGAUUAUUGGGGAUACGCCUGCUCCACGUCCAGCUCCACUGCUAAGUAGAACUCCUGGAAAGUUGCCCAAGGCAACUGAUAAUAAACAGCUGGAACUGAUAGAUGAAUUGGAUCUUGAGCCCCAGGAAUUGAGGGACUUGCUGGAUUCGGGAGUACUUACACUUCCUGAAAAAGCCAAACUGUAGUACUCAAAACCGCAAUUUAAGAAGCCAUCCCAAUUAAAACACAUUUAUUUUUGUUGCUCUUGCA